AUGCUGGCAUCCCGGAAACUACGCCCUUACUUCCAUGCUCACACGAUUGAGGUAAUCACUGACCAGCUGCUCCAGCAGGUUUUGUCUAAGUUUGAUGUCGCAGGUCGGCUCCUCAAGUGGUCGGUAGAACUCGGAGAGUUUGACAUACAUUACAUUCCAAGGACUGCCAUCAAGACCCAGUCCGUAGCCGACUUCAUCGCGGAACUGGCCGAAGGCGGGAAUGGAAGCCCCGAACAGACAGAGGAGGCGUGGGACUUGCACGUGGAUGGCUUGGCUACCUCCAGCAGCGCCGGCGCGGGGUUGGUACUCUCAGCUCCCGACGGACGCUCGUUCGAACACUCCCUCUGCUUCGAGUUCCGGGCCACCAACAAUGAAGCCGAAUACGAGGCGCUCCUGGCUGGACUCAAGCUGGCCCUUGAAAUGCAGGUGGACGUUAUCCACGUCUUCACUGACUCGCAGCUCGUCGUCGAACAACUUAGCGGUGGGUACGAAGCUAGGGAACCGACCAUGGCAAGGUACCUGGCAGAGGUAAAAAGCCUAGCCUCCAACUUCUCCUGCUUCACGUUAUCCAAGGUGCCGAGGAACCAAAAUGAACGAGCUGACGAAUUGGCGAAGAUGGCUUCGGGACUGGACCACGGAAACCGCUCCGGGGUUGAAGAUCUCCCAUUCCGCACCAUCUCAGUUUCGUCUGUAACUCCGGUCGAAGCGCGCACCAUGUGGGUACAGGAGAUGCUGCUCUUCAAACGCAAUGGGAUCCUUCCCGACGACGAAGCCGCAGCACGCCGCAUUCGCCGAACACAAGCAUGGUAUUCCAAGGUGAACGGACGGCUCUACAAACGGUCCUUUUCACAGCCCCUGCUGCGAUGCCUCGAGCCUGGCGAAGCGAAGGCAAUCCUCGCCGAGGUCCACGAGAGGAUCUGCGGGGAGCAUAUUGCUGCUCGAACCUUGGCCUACAAAAUCCUUCGUCAAGGAUACUACUGGCCCACCAUGUCCCAAGACGCUAGAAUCUAUAUGCAGCGGUGCGGGCCUUACCAGAGGCACGCCCGAAUGCCCAGGCAACCGGCAGUCCCUCUGUCCCCCAUCGACUAUGCAUGGCCAUUCGCUCAGUGGGGAUUGGACCUCAUCGGCCCUUUUCCACUGGCCUCGGGGCAACGACGAUACAUCGUCGUGGGCGUGGAUUACUUCACCAAAUGGACCGAAGCCGAGCCACUAGCGACGAUCACGGAACGGCAAGUGGAGAAAUUCAUUUAG
Musa acuminata subsp. malaccensis (wild Malaysian banana) is the source of this 1251-nucleotide messenger RNA. The record is from RefSeq and is a predicted model, not a curated record. Lineage: Eukaryota; Viridiplantae; Streptophyta; Magnoliopsida; Zingiberales; Musaceae.